UUCCAGUUUCUCAUUCCAAUUAUGGACCUGACCAACUCUACUGAUUUCCUGCUCAAUGACUCUACUUUAAUAAGAAACAGAAUUCACAUUCCAAAUUCUGCCUCAAAAGUGAUUGUUGUAGUUCUUUUGUUUAUGUCAUUUUUAAUUGGCACUAUCACCAAUGGUCUCUAUCUAUGGGUGCUAAAGUUCAAAAUGAAAAAGACUGUCAAUACUCUCUUAUAUUUUCAUCUCAUUCUCUCCUAUUUUAUUUCAAUAUUAUUUUUGCCAUUUUUGGCCAUCUCCCACCUUCAAGACAAUCACUGGAGCUUUGGAAGGGCCACGUGCAAGAUCUUCAACAGCAUUUUGUAUGCAGCAAUGUUCGCCUCCGUGUUCUUCCUCUCGGCCAUCAGUGUUGAUCGUUACCUUCUCACUUUUCACCCGGUGUGGUCACAACUGCAUCGAACCCCACGCUGGGCUUCCAGCAUCAUCUUAGGAGUCUGGAUCUUUGCUGCUGCCCUUGGCAUGCCCUAUGUGGUUUUCAGGGAGACACAUGAUGACCAUAAAGGAAUGGUGACCUGCCAAAACAACUAUGGUGUGUCUACUGACUGGGAGAGCAAAAAGAUGCAAACAUUAAGGAAAUGGAUUCAUGUAGCCUGUUUCAGCAGCCACUUCUUGCUGGGCUUCCUUCUGCCUUUCCUCAUCAUCACCUUUUGUUAUGAAAGAGUAGCCAGAAAGAUGAAAGCGAGGGGACUGUUGAAAUCCAGCAAACCCUUCAAAGUCAUGAUGGCAGCCAUUAUCUCCUUCUUUGUGUGUUGGAUGCCCUAUCAUGUAUACCAAGGCUUACUUCUCACUGAAAACAGAUCUCUAGUUUUCCAGCUGACUGUCUUACUCACAGUGGUAACUACUACCUUCAAUACUGUGUUUUCUCCCACACUCUACCUCUUUGUUGGGGAAAACUUCAGAAAAGUUUUCAAGAAGUCUGUCCUUGUUCUUUUUGAGUCAACAUUCAGUGAGGAUUCCUCGGCAGAAAGGACAGAAAACCUAAAUUCAGAAGCUGACAUGUAAAUUCUGGAUCCCAGAGCAAACAGGGGACUCUUAGUCAAAGACAUCAUCAGUAAAGAUACUCAGCUUUUGUAUAUAAUAUAGUGUCUAUAUUAGAGAGACACCUGGACUGUACUAUAGUUAGAUUUAUGAAUAUUAUAAGGGCUAUAAAAUGUGGUGGGUAAUGUUGAAAAUGUGAUUUUUUCUUUUUACUUUGUGGUAAA
Molecule: messenger RNA, 1244 nt
Organism: Bubalus bubalis (water buffalo)
Lineage: Eukaryota; Metazoa; Chordata; Mammalia; Artiodactyla; Bovidae
Gene: GPR33
Product: G protein-coupled receptor 33
Exons: 1
Coding region: 22-1044 (340 amino acids)
Biological process (GO): complement receptor mediated signaling pathway; positive regulation of cytosolic calcium ion concentration; phospholipase C-activating G protein-coupled receptor signaling pathway
Cellular component (GO): plasma membrane
Molecular function (GO): G protein-coupled receptor activity; complement receptor activity
Source: RefSeq, a predicted model, not a curated record